Molecule: messenger RNA, 2539 nt
Organism: Mauremys reevesii (Reeves's turtle)
Lineage: Eukaryota; Metazoa; Chordata; Testudines; Geoemydidae
Gene: SACK1F
Product: family with sequence similarity 83 member F
Exons: 5
Coding region: 1-1359 (452 amino acids)
Source: RefSeq, a predicted model, not a curated record
AUGGCGGACUCCCAGCUGAUGUGCCUGGACGACACGCACGUGAACGAGAAGGUGACCGAGGCCCAGGCCAGGUUCUACUACAGCGAGGAGCAGCGCCGGGCGCUGCAGGCGCUGGUCGCCAAGGGCGAGCCGGGCUACCGGGAGCGGCUGCAGGACGGGCCGCUGCGGGACUUCCUCUCCAGCCGCGAGCUGCGAGCCCUGCCGGACGCCUGGCGCCGCUAUGAGGCGCACCUGGAGGGCGCCGGCAGCGCCGGCGGCGGAGGCGUCUCGCUGGCCUACUGGCCGGAGUGCUCCGACACUGAGGUGCCGCCGCUGGACUUGGGCUGGACGGACAAGAACUUUUACCGGGGCAUCAGCCGGGUGAGUCUCUUCACCCACCCCAGGAAGGAGGAGAACGCGCCGCACCUCAGGCAGGUCAUUCGGGAGAUGAUCCAGCAGGCACACAGGAUCAUUGCAGUGGUAAUGGAUCUGUUUACAGACCGGGACAUCUUCCAGGAUAUUGUGGACGCAGCAUACAAGCGCCGUAUCCCAGUGUAUAUAAUCCUGGAUGAGGAGGGUGUGAAGUUCUUCCUGGAGAUGUGCAAGUGUAUGAAUCUUAGUAGCUUCCAGAUCCAGAACAUCCGUGUACGUUUUGUGACGGGAGUUGGGUUCUAUAUGCCAUCAGGGAAGAUCAAAGGCACCUUGGCCUCCCGGUUCCUGAUGGUGGAUGGUGAACAAGUGGCCACUGGGUCCUACAGUUUCACUUGGAGCUCAUCCCACAUCGACAGAAACAUCCUCCUGUUGUUGACAGGGCAGAAUGUGGAGAUGUUUGACAUAGAGUUUCGUGAGCUCUACGCCAUCUCUGAGGAAGUCAAUCUCUACAAGGAGCUGAACAUUGCUAGCCCUUUUCAUUCAGGAGCUGGGAUAUCAGAGCUUCGCUCCUCCACUGUGUCUCGUAAGAUGAUCAACCCCAAGUAUGGUCUAGUGACAAGACCUGCCCCUGGUGAAAUGUUCUGGGCUUCGCGCCAGAGGCAGGAGUCACAGGGGAAACUGGAAAGGAAUGAGGAGGAAAGUGAGUCAAAGAAGCGGCUGAAUCAGUUUCUGAAUGACUUGAUCACGGUGGAGCAGGUGCUACCAGAAAUUCUGCCACCUCUCGAGAACUUGGGGAGAGUGAAUCGGAGUCCCCAGAGAUUGCUCUCCUUUUUCCAUCGGGAUCCGAAACGUAAGUCCAAAUCCAGGGAGUCCAUUCGUGACACCAAGAAGGAUGAGGAGGCUGGCAGUUCUGUUGCCAACGGGGAAUCCAACUCCAAGCAGGGUAAAAUGAACCCAAACUCUUCCACAGGGGAUAAAACCAAAGGGUCAGCCUGUGUGAUGUCUUGAUCUGGAAGGAAUGUCAGGAGAAUUGAAGACCCCAAAAGAGCAUUUGAUGGAACAUAUGACUUCUUACCCAUUUAAAACCUGCAGACUUGUUCUCACACAAAUGGUCUUUCAAACCAUUGUAAUGUCCGGGAUGCAGCUUGCACCUCCAGUGAAAGCACAUGUGUUGCACAAAGCAUAAAAAUGUGGGUGGUUCCUAUAUAAGGAUUAGCGGUGAAAGUGUUAAUGUCAAUAUUUAACUGUGAUAAUUGGAACUCGGAGCUAAACCCGCACUGAGAUGAAUGCAGGGGAGCUUUCCACUUCUUAAUGCAGCUAUUUCAAUCUAUCUAACUACAGACUCAAAAGGACAGCAUUGCAUCAUUUGGGAGAAAAUUGUGAAAUCUGCAGAUCAUGUGGAUUUUCCUUUUCCAUGGAUUUCUAUAGAUUUCUGUUAUCAGCAGGGACAGCUAGAAGAUUCAGUGGAUGAAGAAUGUGGAUUUGGCUGGAAGAGACCAGGGGGUUAGUAUGCUAGCUCUUCACUUCAUGUCAACCAACUGAGCUGAAUGAUUUGGUGGUAAUUUCCCCUCAGGAGAAGACAAGGUUUGGAAUACAAGGGAAUGCUUCAGACCAAGAUUGAGGUGCGUGUGAGGCCCCAGACCUAGGAUAGCAAGGAGUGCUGCAAAAUUAUACAGGGCCACAGGAGGUGAAUCAUAAAAUCAGUUUAAUCAUUAAUUCCAUGCCAUCUUGAUCUUAAUGGAAAGUGAGUGAGUAAAGGGACACAUCUUGACGGCUGAAAAGACAAGGAGAAAUGGGUGACAGUUUCAAACAUCUGGCUUACUUUCCAUUUUUAGUUAACCUCCCCCUUCCAAAUGCAUAAAAACAGAGGUCCCCAUCCCAUAAAUAUAUGGAGACACCAGUUAUUGUGCACACCCCCAUUGGAUUCAUUCAGUAUUUGGACUAGCAUUUUGUACUGAUGUGUUUGAGUGAAUUUUUGCAGGCUUCAACAAACCCUCAGUGAUUUGUAAGAAAAAUACAUCAUAAUGGUAAAUAACCACCUACAUACAAAUAAUAUAUUUGUACUAAAACGUUAUUGAACACAGCAAAGGAAAUAUGGUUUCUUUAAUGAAAAUGAACAAAGUUCAGCACACGUUCCGGUUGUACUUGGAAUUUGUAGCAAAGAACACCCACCCAGAAAUAAACUAUC